GCGAGCGGACCUCGCGUUGGCAGUACGCACAGCAGUGUGACGAACUCAGCAAUGAAGUCAAGAAGCUCCGGACUGAGCUGUGCACUUACAAAAAGGAACAUGAACCGAGCACUCGUGCUGAUUCCACCACGAGUCUAUCGCCUACCGACUCUCCAGAAAUUGACCCGGCUGAGUUGAGGAAGAUCAAAAAGGUUCAGAGCUUCUUUAGAGGAUGGCUGUGCAGACGUCGAUGGAAGCAGAUUGUUGAGCAGUACAUCAAGAGUCCUCAUGCUGAGAGCAUGAGGAAGAGGAACAGCCUCGUUUUCAAAAUGGUUGAAGCUGAAGAAGAAUAUCUUGAGCAGAUGGAGAUUCUGGUGACCUGCUUCCUCCGUCCGUUCAAAAUGGCGGCGAGCUCGAAGAAGCCGCCGUGCACCCACGAGGAUGUGAACUCCAUCUUCCUGAACAGCGAGACGGUGCUGUUCUUGCACCAGAUCUUCUUCAAAGGGCUCACCUCGAGAAUGGAGUCCUGGCCCACACUCGUAUUAGGAGACCUAUUCGACAUGCUGCUCCCGAUGCUGACGAUCUACCAGGAGUACGUGCGCAACCACCACUACUCGCUGCAAGUGCUGACGGAGUGCAAGCAGACGCAGCCAUUCGCUCAGCUCCUGGCCCGUCUGGAAAGCAAGUCAGCCUGCCAGAGCCGAAGCUUGGAAACCUUCCUCACCUAUCCUAUGCAUCAGAUUCCUCGAUACAUAAUAACUCUCCACGAGCUGCUGGCGCACACGCCGCACGACCACGUCGAGCGCCGCAGCCUGCAGCACGCGCGUGCGCAGCUUGAAGAGCUGUCGCGCCAGAUGCACGAUGAGGUCAGCGAGACUGAGAACUUGCGGAAGAAUUUGGCGGUAGAAAGGAUGAUCAUCGAAGGUUGUGAUAUUUUGCUGGACGUCAACCAAGUCUUCAUACGGCAAGGCACUCUUUCUCAAGUCGUAGGCAAAGGUCGCAGAGCCACUCUUCAAGCUAGGCAAGCCUUUCUGUUCAGCAACCACCUGUUGCUGACCACCAGGGCUACUGGAGGAAGGCUGCACCUGCCUCCUGCAGGGAGACUGCCUCUGCACGAUGCUUUGUUGGUCGAGGACCCGUCUAACCAUGACGAUGAUGACACCUCAGUAUGCUCGUCUCCUGGAGGCGACGCUUAUCAAGGGAAAGACUUCAAGAUUCUAGUCGAAGUCAAAGGCGAACAAAUUUGUGCACAUUUGGAGUUGCAGCACGAGAAAGUGCCAAGCCAAAAUCUUUUUAUUCUAGUGGCUGCAACUCUUGAAGAGAAAGCAGCUUGGACCAGCGAGCUGGCCCAAUGCAUGGAGAGCGCUGCUCUAACCGAGCUACUCCGCGCUUGCGGGGCUUGCGGCGCCGCCUCCGCCUCGUUACCCGCGUGUCGCUCGGACCGAGCCCUUUUCACUGAUGACGUGGAUAUCCGGUUUAGCCGCACGUUAAACUCGUGCAAAGUGCCACAGAUUCGGUCUGCCACUCCUCAAAGGCUUUUGCAGAGGCUUACUGAUCUCCGCUUCCUCUCGGUGGACUUCCUCAACACGUUCCUGCUAACGUACCGCGUGUUCACGGACGGCGUGACGGUGCUCGAGGCUCUGAAGCAGGUGUUCUACGAGCAGUCGCAGCAGGAGUUGGAACUAGCCCCACCGCCUGAUGCCACAAGGAAAACUAGCGCGGCUAGCUCCGUGUCUGGUUAUGGAUCAGAAUACAGUGACAGAGAUUGGCAGUCACGAUUCUGGAGAACUUCACGAAAAAGUGAGGAGGACGACAAGUUGUCUCCAUACUUGAUGGCUCCAUCGCGCAGAACAUCUUCAGUUAGCAAGCCGGAGGAAGAUAACAGCCAUUUGACAAUCCCCAAGAUCAUGGCUACGUCGUCGAGCAAUGAGACCUUGAAAGGUAAAGGAAAAGAAGGGACAUCACCGUCUUCACCUGGGGCCAUCAGCUCAGUGACCCUGGUGGGGAGCCCGAAGAAGGCGAGUCCAGAACACACAGCUAAUAAGCCGGAGAGGAAGUCCCCUACCAAAGACAACGACGCUGCUGCUGCCAUAAUGAAAGUGAAGAAGGACGAGAGCAUCGAGCUGGUUGACCAGAGCGACGAAGACAUCAAGUACAAGGAGGAGGAGCAGGAGAAGAACAAGUACAAGAUCGACGACAAGUUCAAGAUCUCGCAGCGGUUCUCGGAGCGUGUUCGCACGAUGUCCGAGAGUCCGCGCCGCCUCGCUCCUUCCUCCGCGGCGGGGGCGGGGGGCGCGGCCGAAGCCCGGCGGCGCUCCGACAGCGCGCGCGACGCCGCCGCCGCCGCCGCGAGUGCCCGCGACGCCUCCGCCGCCGAGCCGCGCCGGGCGUCCGACUCCAACGCCGCCAGAUACGCGCAUAGGCGUGAGCGCCGCUACACCAACUCGUCGAUCAACAGCGAGCGGCGCCGCUACUGGGGCGGCUCUGAGCCGCGCUCCUCCGUCACCUCGCAGGUUUCACAGGUGGCUCAAAACUACCGCCGGGAAACCAGCCAGCCCAAAGCAGGUGUAGUCAUCACGUCAUUUAGGCAGUCUCACAGAAGGAGCAGUACCUCGACCGCCGCCGUAGCCUUCGCGGUAGCCACCUCAGCGUCGUCGAAUCCUAGGUCUCCGCCGCCCACGUCACCUCCAGCUACGAGGCGGGAUUCAGUCAUAUCUACAGCUGCUACUAUGCGGGUCCUGAAUGUAUUGAGGCACUGGAUUUCCAAACAUUCUCACGACUUCUGGGCGGAUGAGCGCCUGCGAGGACUGACGAUGGACUUCUUGAAGGAGAUUGAAGGGAGCCCUGGACUGCUUCCUGCUGAGCAUAAGGCAGCAGCUCAACUGCUCCGUCUGUUAGAACGCGCCCCAGACCGAGCUGUGGAUUUGAAAGCAUUAUUUGUUCCCCCUCAUGUGCCAACGAAGGAAAGUGUUGAAACUCUGUCUGCGCUGGAGAUUGCAGAACAGAUGACUUAUUUGGACUACCAAAUCUUCAGCUCAAUAAAUAGCGAAGAGUUCUUGGGUCAAGCAUGGACAAAGGCAGAUAAAGCGGAGCGAGCUCCUCAUAUUUUGAUGAUGACGUCCCAUUUCAACCAUAUUUCCAACCUGGUCAUAUCUGAGAUCUUGAAAAAAUAUACACUUGCUGGUCGAGUGGCAGCGAUUGAGAAAUGGGCGGCAGUAGCCGAUAUAGCCCGAUGCCUGCAUAACUUUAACGGUGUUCUACAAGUCUGUGCUGCCCUGUCUAACACGUCCGUGUAUCGACUCAAGAAAACUUGGGAGAAGGUGUCCAGAACUAGCAAACAAACAAUUGAAAGGAUGCAGACAAUAAUAUCAUCCGAGUGUCGAUUCAGAAUCCUCAGGGAUGCUCUACAUAGAUGUGAUCCCCCAUGUAUACCAUAUUUGGGCAUGUAUCUGUCAGAUUUGUCUUUUAUUGAAGAAGGCACAUCAAAUUACACCCCUGAUGGACUGCUUAAUUUCUCCAAGAUGAGGAUGAUUGCGCACGUCAUUCGUGAAAUCAGGAACUUUCAGCAAACUCCUUACAAGAUCGAUCACAUACCGAAGGUUUGCGAGUUCCUCCUGGACCGCUCUCUAGUCAUCGCCGAGGAGCGCCAAUACACGCUCUCCCUGGAGCUGGAGCCGCGCGCUGCUCGCGGCUCCACCGCGGGGCUGCAGCAGGCGCCGGCCUCCCCGGCCUCCUAGCGGCGUCGACGCGCCUCCUUGGCGGCCCUGGCGCCCUUGAGGCCCGACCGCUAAGGAGAGCGCGUUACAUCG
This is a messenger RNA of Ostrinia furnacalis (Asian corn borer), 3788 nucleotides long. Its product is annotated as ras-specific guanine nucleotide-releasing factor 2. Gene Ontology annotation, molecular function: guanyl-nucleotide exchange factor activity. The record is from RefSeq and is a predicted model, not a curated record. Lineage: Eukaryota; Metazoa; Arthropoda; Insecta; Lepidoptera; Crambidae. Bases 279 to 3716 code for a protein of 1145 amino acids. The transcript is spliced from 29 exons. Gene Ontology annotation, cellular component: plasma membrane. Gene Ontology annotation, biological process: Ras protein signal transduction.